UCAGUUACAGGCUCCAGGUUUCCAAAAAACCCUUACUCCCAAGGUCUUAAGAGGAAAUACAGGAGAUUAUAUUCUUACCCAUUUCCAUUUCUGUCAAUGUUGUGCCGUUUUGAUGAUAUAAAAAGCUUUUAUUCCAUUCCAACUUUUUAUCCCAUUAAGAAAGCGUGCAGCGACCAAUGUGACGGGUUGCAGUGCUGCCUAAACUAGGGUUUCUAUGAGAUGGGUUGCUGUUGCUGUUACUGUUCUUGUGGGGCAGAGGCGAGCGGCAGGGGGAAUAUUAAGGGAUAACAAAGAAAAACAGCAGCGCUGGCAGGCAGGGCGGGCACUUUCAAAAGAGAAACUAGGGUUUGAGAAAAUGGGUAAACGACCCAGAUGGCGAGGAGGAGAGGAAUGUGUCGCGUGAGGUGAGACAAACACCCAUGUACGGAGGGGCCAUGAUUCUGACCUGCGUGUACAGUGGGUCCUACGCAUUUCAAUGCCAGGACCUCGACUCCCCGGCAGGCACGGCUGGGUCCCGCUUGCCCCUCGCACGCCAUCAUUCAAUUCCUUAUGCGCAUCAUGAAUCAUGGAUCGAUCAUCCCCACGGUCCAGCGGUUCCAAGGUAGAGGUUUUAGGGUUUGGAUUUUGAUCCAAAACCCUAGCUUCAAAACCCUAGGGGGCCCUGGAAGAGAUGAGGGGUAAUGGGCAUGGGCAUGGUGAUGGUAAAAGUAGAGCGGGCAUGAUGACGAUUGAGGUCGCUGUCGUGGGGGUUGACGUAGCCGGCGGGCGGGGUGGGUGGUGAAUUGUCGGGAUGUCGGCCAAAGCAAUGAAAGUGUUGUUGUUGUUAACUAGUGCGCACCUCUUUCAAGUUUCUUGGCACUUUCAUCUGCAUCUUCCUUUUCUUGCUGCAAUAUAUUUGUCACGCCUUAUCAUUCGGACAACAAGAACUCGGGAAGACUGAAAAAAACUGAUUUUUUUUUUGUUGUGCGUUGUGUUUAUGGUUUUUGGGAUUCUAGGUCGAAGACGGAGAAGCUUGAGAAGAUCAAAGGGAAAUCUGCAAAAUGCUGUCGGGAGUAGGAUCCAGUCGGUCUAAUGGGUCCAACGUCACGGUUUCGACUCUCUCCCAGGCCAAUACUGGGCUCACGGAGCAUGACUACAUUGGUCUCUCGGAGGUUUCUUCCUCCUCUUCGGACUAUGUUCAGGAACAAGGUAAUGUGGAGAGCUUGGAAGAAGCGGAGCUUAAUUUGGGUCUUAGCCUGUCCUACAAAAAAGCUAACAAUAGUAAUACAAAUGCAGCCAUGACUGGCAAGGGCUUUGUUUGUGAGAAUGAAUAUCAGAGGUCUAGUUCUGACAAUCCAGGAGAGUUUUACAGAGGAGGAUUUAAACAGUGGGUUACUCCCAAGGAGAGAGUGUGGCCAGGUGCAAGGAUUCUGACUGCACAGGAUCUGCAGGCUCUUACUCCUUCGAUGGGGGAAGCUGCAACACCUGGUUAUGCUGCCUUCCCGGACUCAAACAAGCCGAUCGUCACUCCUGCUGGAAGCAAGAGGGCAUCUAACGAGUCCCCUUCUGCAAGUCCCAGAGAGCAAGCAGUAGGGUGGCCACCAGUAGGGUCAUUCAGGAGAAGCAAACUUCCUACUCAGCCUAGGCCUACAGGUGAUGACCAGGAGGAAUGUGUCCAACAACCAAGCAAAUCUUUCCCAAACCAGGGGAGCUCACUGUAUGUCAAGGUCAACAUGGAUGGUGUGCCAAUUGGUAGGAAAGUGGAUCUCAAUGCUCACGAUGGUUAUGAAAGUCUUGCUUUGGCUUUGGAGGACAUGUUCCAACGGCCUACAAAUGGUAAAAUCCAAAAUUCUGGGCAGAUUCCUAUGCAAAAAGCACGCACUGUGACCAAUGAACAUAAGCGCCCAAGAUUCUUGGACAGUUCUUCAGACUUUGUAUUGACCUAUGAAGAUAAGGAAGGAGAUUGGAUGCUUGUUGGUGAUGUGCCAUGGAGGAUGUUUGUUAACACCAUCAAAAGGCUAAGGAUUAUGAAGACAUCUGAUGCCAAUGGUCUAGGUCCAAGAUGCUCUGAAAAGAUAAAUCGGCAGAAAAGCAAGCCCAUUUGAGACUAUACAUGCAAAAAUACCAGGAAAAUAUUAUACGUGUUUUAAAUUUGCUAUACUGUGGUGGAUACUCCCGGCUUUCAUAUCUUUAGUCUCUCAUAGUGAUUUUUUUGAGCAAAUCCAGCUUUCUGACCUAACAACAUAAUGUAUGAUUUUGUUCACGCAAUGUGAUAUAUAUUACCAACACAUAUACCUGUAUCAAUCUUAGUAUGUUAAAGCGGUUGAGGAAUACCUCUUAUUCAGUUUUGGUUUUCUAUUGGAAGACUGGUCCAGGCCUCAGAGAUGCCACUAAACCUCAAAAUAUGCGUCUGGAUAUGGGGAAGGUUCAAGAUGUAUGAUGAGACUUAAGCUAGCAGUAUUGAUUUCCAUGUGGCUUUCUCUUCAUCUGUACAGUAAUUUUUUAUAAGAUGCAAACUUGAUAUAUGUUUAUGUUUAUGUUGAAAAUGUCAAUCAAAUUGUACAUUCAAUGA
This is a messenger RNA of Cryptomeria japonica (Japanese cedar), 2551 nucleotides long. RefSeq names its product auxin-responsive protein IAA13. Gene Ontology annotation, molecular function: protein binding. Gene Ontology annotation, biological process: regulation of DNA-templated transcription. The coding region runs from base 1041 to 2084 and encodes 347 amino acids. The transcript is spliced from 5 exons. Gene Ontology annotation, cellular component: nucleus. The record is from RefSeq and is a predicted model, not a curated record. NCBI's taxonomy places the organism in Eukaryota, Viridiplantae, Streptophyta, Pinopsida, Cupressales, Cupressaceae.